CGAAAGAUGUCACUGUUUAAUGCACGGACUAUUCUUCAGACAACCAAGGUUGGCACAGCUAUUGUUGCACAACUUCAAGCUGAUAAAGUGCUCACAAAGAAGGCCAGAUGCACAAUGACAUCAUUGUUGGUUGGAUUCCUCAUUGAAAACCAUGGUUUGAAGCCAAGUUCAUACGAGAAGCAGUGUCUUGCUGAGAGUAUCAUUGAGGAGUUUCCAUACCUCAAAGAUCCAGAGGGCAAAGGCUAUGAAGCAUGGUAUAUGAAAGGUGCAAACAAACGUCCAGCUACAGGGUACUUGGAGGAACGACUAAGGUACAUCAGAAAGACGAUGCUCGAUAAGGAGGACAGGAACAAGGGGAAAUUGGAUGCUCCUGCUGAAGAGCCACCUCGUGAAGGGACAACUAGUUCUCCUGAAGAAGAAGCCAGGAUGGUAGCUUGGCUGAAGGACAACAUGGAGCCAGCAAGCAAAGUUCAAGAAUACAUGGCACUGACAGCAAGGCAACGCAAGAAUUUCAUUGGGCAGAAGAAGCACUCUCUGGCUGGCAUCUUGGAGGAAUUUCCACGUAUUCUCGACAAAGACAUGAUUGCACAGGACUUUGAUUUGGUGCAUCAUCCAGGUAUUGCAGAUAACCUCUUCUUCAAGUGGGAAGGCUUGUGUGACUCUGUGAUAGCAUAUGCCAACUUCAUGACUCCAACUUGGAAGCAAGUUCUCCACAUGCAGGACAAAGUAGAUGGUACACUCUCUACAGCGGAGAAGAAAAACCUGGCCCUGUUCCUUCUACCAGUCAUUCUGGGGGGCCGCAGUAAAGGCAAGCGAGGAGGCCGAUGCAGCCUGUUUGACAGCAUUGAUGCAUUUAUUGACUUAAAACCGGCCAUAAUCAACGUGGACAACUACCUGGACAGCAUCAAUGCCGAAAAGAGGCCACAACCGUUCAUCCUUGCACUCUACACAACUGAGCGCUUGAGUCCAUCUCAAGUCUUCUUGGUGGUUGAGAGACGGGCCAUCCCUUACCCAAGUCUGAUAAAGACUGUUGAUGCAGCAUUUAAGGCACAUUACGUGCUUGACAUCAAUUACCAGCCACAAGUCAAGACAGUCUGGGAGUUCCUCCAAAAUGUCGUGUACGAACUACCAGGGAUAGUUCCCCCAAUCUUGAGGGAUUUCCGUGCGUAUUUGGUGUCCAAGUGAUUUAAGCAUUGUAAUCCAAGUAAUCUGCAUUUGGUGUCAUAGGGGUGUGAAAUCUCAGCUUUAAAGCUGAUUUCAGCUUUUUCUCGCACUUGCUGUGUACAAAAAUAUAGAUUUUCAAAGUUCAGCCUUUUUAGACCUUUUUCAGCUGUUUUCAGCUAUUUUUAUCAGUGGUCACUCACACCCUGUGGUGUGCAAGUUCUUAAUAUCAGCUACGUACAUAUAAACUUAUGUAGCAACCAUUUGUGCCCUUUUCUGGUAACAACAUAUCAAUCAGCUACAGGUUUGACAUUUGAUUAUCAUGGUGUAGUCUAACCUGGCAAGCCAGAAAUCCCAGUAAAAAAAAUAAGUGCCUGCAUUAACCUUAGUAUUUUCAUUAACGCUAAAAGGAGUGUGGAAUGUUAAGCAACCAAAUAUAAGGUGAAGUAAUCUCGAAAUUGUUUCCUCAUUUUGUAUUUAAGAGAAUAUACAACAUUUGCAAACAUCGG
Patiria miniata (bat star) is the source of this 1670-nucleotide messenger RNA. RefSeq lists its product as uncharacterized. Lineage: Eukaryota; Metazoa; Echinodermata; Asteroidea; Valvatida; Asterinidae. The coding region runs from base 7 to 1185 and encodes 392 amino acids. The record is from RefSeq and is a predicted model, not a curated record. The transcript has 8 exons.